Messenger RNA from Electrophorus electricus (electric eel), 1423 nucleotides. RefSeq names its product UBA-like domain containing 1b (gene ubald1b). NCBI's taxonomy places the organism in Eukaryota, Metazoa, Chordata, Actinopteri, Gymnotiformes, Gymnotidae. The record is from RefSeq and is a predicted model, not a curated record. Gene Ontology annotation, molecular function: protein binding.
CAUCAGCAAGUACGAUAUGAGUGACCACUCUGAGUUGGAAGAAGUAUAAGGGAAGCGAUUCAUAUAGACUGAUAGAUUGCUUAGUAGCAUGGAAGAACUAAAGCAUCAAGUUAUGAUAAACCAGUUUGUCUUAAUAGCUGGAUGUGCGUCAGACCAAGCAAAGCAGCUUCUACAAGCGGCACACUGGCAGUUUGAGACUGCUCUUAGCGCAUUUUUCCAAGAAGCUAAUAUUCCAUACAGCCACCAAAUGAUGUGCACGCCUUCCAACACCCCGGCAACUCCGCCCAACUUCCCGGACGCUCUCACCAUGUUCUCCCACCUCCGAGCCUCCGAGAGCAUGAGCGCUGGUAGCUCCAUGGCACCCAUGGCCACCUCGCCGCCCCCGUAUAUGAACUGGUCCAUGGGCGCUGCACACAGCCCCGGGCCGCAGGGACUCUGGGCUGCGGCUCAGCUGCCAUCCCAGACAGUGGCAUCGGACUGGCCCUCGGCACUCACCCAGCAGGCAUCCUCUGAGCAGCCAGGUCUCGCCGUGGAGGCAGAGAGAUGAGGAUGUGGGAGGCCUGGUCCGUCCUGCAGGCGGUCCUGGUUCAACAGCGGCCUGAAGAGCAGCUCUGGUGGUGCGACGGCAGGAGAACACUGAGAGGCUGGAUAACGCAGCGGGUGGGCAUUUGAGACAUGGGAGCAGAGCACGUGUGCUUGUUCCAGAGACUGGACAGGAGACUAGAGACAGAUAAAGUUCCUGGGUUUUUUAAAAUGUUUUUGUUGUUAUUGUUGUUUUUCCAUAGUAAUUUAAUUUCAAAGCAUUAAUUUCUUGCUUAUGUAUCCCCUUCAAAAGAGCUCAAUGAGCAAGGAGUCAUUUCUGCUGUUUGCACUGUGAUGCGUAUAAUUUCCUGUUGCAGUGUUGAUCCUGAUGAUGAACUGAAAUCAGUUUGUGUGUGACUGUUGUAGGCAGUAGGAGCUGGAAUGCUGAAAUCAUACUUUGAGACACAGGACAACUUGAUUUUAGUUUUUUUGUUUGUUCGUUUUAACAAAAAACACCACCACUGAUUAUGAUGUUAAGAUGGUCUAGGAAGUAAUGUAUAUGUCAAGAUCCAAUUAAUCAUCUGUUAUGUGUAUGGAGAAGGGACAUAUUUACACAGAAGCAGUUUUCCACGUAACAUUAUUUAUUUCCUUAAAAUGUUUGUAUAAUAGCUCUAGUUAGAAAUGGUCAGUGUACAGAUCCCUUUUCUAACAGUUUAUUAAAUUGCAAAUGGCCAGUCUAGAUAUGCUCCAUUUUUGCUAAAAUCACUAAGUACAAAUAUGGCAUUGUUAUGACUCUUCUUUCUCUAUGGCUGUGUUUUAAAAUCCAUAACAUAUUUGUUAAUUUUAACUAGAUUGCCAAUUUUUGUCAGUUAUUAAAUAAACAGUUUUACAGUGUGUUUUA